CCGGGUCACUCGGCUUGUCCGCCAGUUAGCAACAGUAGCGCCUACCAGAGAAAUAAAAGCUAACGUUUAGGAUGUUUUAGGCUGAAAUAAACAUUUGCUUCGCUCUCACUAAGCAGGCGAGGGCACAAAAGACAUGUGUUUACAAAGGAGAUUGUAGUGAACAUAUUAAAAACUAACAAUCUACUUUACCAGGCUGGAGCGGGUUAGCAUGCUACAUGUACUUAGCAUUCAGUAGAUACACCAAGCUGGAUUAAAGUUGACUAAAUCGCAACCGAAGGCACGCGAGGAUGUCGGACUCUGACAGUGACGAGGAUCAAGAUCGUCCUUUCUCCAUCACUGGCUUCCUCUUUGGAAACAUCAACGAAGAUGGACAGCUGGAGGACGACAGUGUUUUAGACAAUGAGUCCAAAAAGCAUCUAGCUGGUUUGGGUACUCUGGGUCUGGGCUCGCUCAUCACAGAGAUUACUGCUAAUGAAGAUGAUGAUCAAGCGGAAAACAGAGACCCUGGUAGUGUUGACGAAGAAGGUUGGGUGCAAAGCACUGAAGAUGCAGUUGAUUAUUCUGACAUCAGUGAGGUUGCUGAGGAUGAGACAAAGAAGUACCGUCAGGCCAUGGGGUCUUUGCAGCCGUGCAGGAAAACAGAUGAUGAUGAUGACUAUGAUGCCGACUGUGAGGAUAUUGAUUCUAAGCUCAUGCCUCCUCCACCACCACCAAGUCUCGCAACAGGUGCUAAGAAAGAUGAACCAUCCUCUCAGCCUGCAAACGUCGGUGAAGAGGGUGAUGGCAUCAUCCUGCCCUCCAUUAUUGCACCAUCCUCCACGGCUGAUAAGGUUGACUUCAGCAGCUCCUCAGACUCUGAGUCUGAAACUGAUCGUCCCUGUCAGGGGUCCGGGGCUGGAGGGUCCCCAAACAGGCUCAAUCUCCCUCUUGCUGGCAUCAUGCAGAAGGAUGCAGCCAAAGCACUGCCAGGUGUCACAGAGCUCUUCCCAGAGUUUAGGCCUGGAAAGGUGCUUAGGUUCUUGCGACUGUUUGGUCCUGGGAAAAGCAUGCCGUCUGUUUGGAGGAGUGCCCGCAGGAAGAAGAAGCGGAAGCACCGGGACCAUCAGCCUGGGACGCCUCCUCCAGAAGGAGAACCCACAGAGCAAAGCCUGGAGAAGAAGUCUGGAUGGAUAUAUGAGUAUGCAACCCCUCCACCACCAGAGCAGUGUCUCUCUGAUGAUGAGAUAACCAUGAUGGCUCCAGUAGAAUCUAAGUUCUCACAGACCUGUGGUGAUGGGGACAAAGAGACAGAGUCUCGACCUAAAGUAGCAGAAUGGAGAUAUGGUCCAGCCCAGCUCUGGUACGACAUGCUCGGUGUCCCUGAGGACGGAAGCCAUUUCACCUAUGGGUUCAAGCUAAAAGAAAAGCAGUCCAGUGAGCCUCAGAAGCAAGACGCACCUAAAGAAAUAACAGAGCCUUCUCAAGAGUUUCAAAGGCAAGAAGACGAUAAUGAUGAUAACGAGGAUCAAGAGAAAAACAGAGCAGACCCUGAGAACGAGCUCUUCCUGAUGGUCACUCAGCUGCAAUGGGAAGACGAUAUCAUCUGGAAUGGGGAGGACAUAAAACACAAGGGCACCAAGACUCAGCGAGCCAGCCUGGCAGGAUGGCUACCCUCUAGUAUGACCCGCAAUGCCAAUGCUUACAAUGCUCAGCAGGGUCUGACAAGAAGUAAUUCACAGUUGGUGCCACCUACACCUCCACCAAUGCCCAAAGCUUCUUCAAUCUCCGGCUCCAAGCGGGACAAAAAUAGCCACGAUAAUCAUGCCUUACACGAAGAUGAUUGUCCCUGGUUCUCCAUUUUUCCUAUUGACAAUGAAGAGUUAGUGUAUGGACGCUGGGAGGACAACAUUAUCUGGGAUGACCAGGAGAUGGAUUACUUCCUCGCACCACCAGUUCUCACACUGGAUCCAAAUGAUGAGAAUAUAAUUCUUGAGAUUCCAGAUGACAAGGAGAAAACGAUGUCUCACUCCCCCUCAAAAGAAAAUAAGAAGGAAACCGCAAUCAAAAAGAGCCGCAUCCUGCUGGGGAAGACUGGGGUGAUAAAAGAUGAGCCACAGCAGAACAUGUCCCAGCCGGAAGUGAAGGACCCGUGGAACCUCUCCAAUGACGAGUUCUACUAUCCCAAACAGCAGGGCCUGAGGGGGACUUUUGGUGGAAACAUCAUUCAGCACUCCAUCCCGGCGCUUGAGCUCAGGCAACCCUUCUUCCCCACUCACAUGGGGCCCAUGAAGCUGCGGCAGUUCCAUCGACCGGCUCUGAAGAAGUACUCAUUUGGAGCAUUGGCUCAGCCGGGUCCUCAUCCUGUCUCGCCACUGCUCAAACACAUCAAGAAGAAGGCCAAGAUGAGAGAGCAGGAACGUCAGGCAUCGGGAGGAGGAGACAUGUUCUUCAUGAGAACGCCACAAGACUUGACGGGCAAAGAUGGAGAUCUGAUCCUGGCAGAGUACAGUGAAGAAUAUUCCCCCCUCAUCAUGCAAGUAGGCAUGGCAACCAAGAUCAAGAACUACUACAAAAGGAAACCUGGAAAGGAUCCCGGAGCUCCUGACUGUAAAUAUGGAGAGACUGUGUACUGCCACACAUCUCCUUUCCUGGGUUCUCUGCAUCCUGGACAGCUGCUUCAGGCGUUUGAAAACAACCUUUUCCGUGCACCAAUCUACCUGCACAAGAUGCCAGAGACUGAUUUCUUGGUUCUACGGACGCGCCACGGCUACUACAUCAGAGAGAUUGUGGACAUUAUUGUGGUCGGUCAGGAGUGCCCUUUGUUUGAGGUUCCUGGGCCUAACUCGAAACGAGCCAAUACCCACAUCAGAGAUUUCCUUCAGGUGUUCAUUUAUCGCUUGUUCUGGAAGAGCAAGGAUCGGCCCCGCAGAAUCCGCAUGGAGGAUAUAAAGAAAGCUUUUCCCUCACACUCGGAGAGUAGCAUCAGGAAACGACUUAAACUUUGUGCCGACUUCAAACGUACAGGGAUGGACUCUAACUGGUGGGUGCUGAAGCCUGACUUCAGAUUACCCACAGAAGAAGAGAUCAGAGCCAUGGUGUCUCCAGAGCAGUGUUGUGCUUACUACAGCAUGCUGGUGGCAGAGCAGAGACUCAAGGAUGCUGGAUAUGGUGAGAAAUCCUUCUUUGCUCCAGAGGAGGAGAACGAAGAAGACUUUCAAAUGAAGAUUGAUGAUGAGGUGCGGACAGCUCCAUGGAACACAACAAGAGCUUUCAUUUCUGCCAUGAAGGGGAAAUGUCUGCUGGAGGUUACAGGUGUGGCUGAUCCUACAGGCUGUGGAGAGGGUUUCUCCUACGUCAAAGUUCCCAACAAACCCACUCAACAAAAGGAUGACAAAGAGCCACAGCCCGCCAAGAAGACGGUAACGGGGACAGACGCCGACCUCAGGAGACUCUCGCUGAAAAACGCCAAGCAGCUGCUGCGCAAGUUUGGUGUUCCAGAGGAAGAAAUCAAAAAGCUCUCUCGCUGGGAGGUUAUUGACGUGGUGAGGACCAUGUCCACAGAGCAGGCACGUUCAGGUGAGGGACCCAUGAGCAAAUUUGCCCGAGGGUCCCGUUUCUCUGUUGCUGAACACCAGGAGCGCUACAAGGAGGAGUGCCAGAGGAUCUUUGACCUGCAGAACAAGGUAUUAGAAUCGACAGAGGUGCUCUCCACAGACACAGACAGCAGCUCAGCAGAAGACAGUGACUUUGAGGAAAUGGGGAAGAACAUUGAGAACAUGCUGCAGAACAAGAAGACCAGCUCCCAGCUUUCCCGCGAGAGGGAAGAGCAGGAGAGGAAGGAACUGCAGCGGAUGCUUAUGGGGGAGGAGAGUGACAACAAGGGACGCAAGGAGCGGCGGAAAGGCUUGUCGAGUUCCUUGUCCACCAGCUCACACAAGGAUGACGACACGUCCUCCGUCACAAGCCUGAACUCCUCAGCCACAGGAAGGCGGCUCAAGAUCUAUCGCACCUUCAGGGAUGAAGAUGGCAAGGAAUAUGUCCGCUGUGAGACAGUACGGAAGGCUUCAGUCAUUGACGCCUACACCAGGAUCAGAACCACCAAGGAUGAUGAAUUCAUACGGAAGUUCGCCCUCUUUGACGAGCAGCACCGAGAAGAGAUGAGGAAGGAGCGCAGGCGUAUUCAGGAGCAGUUGAGGAGACUGAAGAGAAACCAAGAGAAGGACAAGAUCAAGGGUCCUCCAGAGAAGAAGGCCAAGAAGGUCAAGGAGAGACCAGACCUCAAGGUAAAACUAAAGUGCGGAGCAUGUGGAGCCAUAGGACACAUGAGGACAAACAAGUUCUGCCCACUGUACUAUCAGACCAACGCCCCACCUUCUAACCCAGUUGCCAUGACAGAGGAGCAAGAGGAGGAGCUGGAAAAGACAGUUAUCCACAAUGACAACGAGGAACUGAUCAAAGUGGAGGGCACAAAGAUCGUCCUGGGCAAACAACUCAUUGAGAGUGCUGAUGAGGUGCGCAGGAAGUCCUUAGUGCUCAAGUUCCCCAAACAACAGCUCCCACCAAAGAAGAAGAGACGCGUCGGCAGCGCUGUGCACUGUGACUAUCUUAACAAACCACACAAGGCCAUCCACCGCAGACGCACUGACCCCAUGGUGACCUUGUCCUCUGUGCUUGAGAGUGUCAUCAAUGAUAUGCGGGAUCACCCCAACACGUACCCGUUCCACACACCAGUAAAUGCUAAGGUGGUGAAGGACUACUACAAGAUCAUCACUCGACCCAUGGACCUGCAGACGCUGAGGGAGAAUGUACGCAAACGAAUGUACCCAUCAAGGGACGAGUUCCGUGAAGCAGUGGAGGUCAUAGUCAAAAACAGUGCCACCUACAAUGGGGCAAAGCAUCCGAUAACGCAGGUGGCACAGUCCAUGCUGGACCUGUGCGAUAUUAAACUGAAAGAGAAGGAGGACAGACUGGUGAGGCUGGAGAAAGCCAUCAACCCUCUGCUGGAUGACGACGAUCAGGUGGCCUUCUCGUUCAUCCUGGACAAUAUCGUGACCCAGAAAAUGAUGGUGGUUCUCGAUUCAUGGCCGUUCCAUCAUCCUGUAAACAAAAAGUUUGUACCUGAUUAUUAUAAGGUGAUUGUAUGCCCUAUGGAUCUGGAGAGCAUUCGCAAGAACAUCUCCAAACACAAAUACCAGAACCGAGAUGCUUUCCUCUCAGAUGUCAGUCUCAUCCACGCCAACAGUAUCAAGUACAAUGGUCCAGACAGUCCGUACACAAAGACAGCCCUGGAGAUCACCAAUGUGUGCAAGCAGACCUUGGCAGAGUAUGACGAGCACUUGACCCAGUUGGAGAAGGACAUCUCGACGGCUAAAGAGGCAGCUCUAGAUGCUGCAGACCUGGAGAGUCUGGACCCAAUGACUCCUGGACCUUACACACCGCAGGUAGGAGAGCAGCCAGGACCAAGGUUUUAUCAAAUACCUGCUGAUCUGUUUGACAGCGGGGCUUCAGGGAGUCUGCCCAGAGAGCCCAGCAGCCUGUUCUCUGAGGGACCUCUAGUGGUUGCUUCAGAGAAGAGAGGGGGGCAGGGACGCCACAUGAGGCGACCUGGGGAGGAGGAGUCAGAUGUGGACAUUGAAGGCUUUGAAGAGGACGAUGACGGAAAACCAAAGACUCCUGCUCCGGCAGAGGACGCUGAAGGAGAUCUGGAGGACGAAGACGACGACGAUGAGAUGUUGCUGCCCCCUCGCAGACGGCUGCACGACCAUGAGGAUGAAGAUGAGUAUGAAGAUGAUGAGGGAGAGGACGGACGCUCUAACCGCCCUGCCCAAGCCAGCGUGCUGUACCAGGAUCUGCUCAUGUCUGACGGAGAGGAUGAUGCCAGCGAAGAGGAGGGCGACAACCCUUUCUCCUCCAUUCACCUGUCCGAGAGUGGUAGUGACUCCGACAGAGAGGUGGAUGUACGACCUCCACCUCCACAGAGAGCUCAAGAUACUGCACGCAUGGGAAUGGAGCAGGACGAGAGCAUGAUGUCGUACGACGGGCCUGAUGAGCCUCACAUGGAAGACAGCAACGUCAGUUACGGCAGCUAUGAGGAGAUGGAGAGCCAGAGUCAGAUGCAGCCCUUGGGCAUGGGAAAUGGAGAAGAAUAUGGCAUCAGCGAGGAGGAGGAGGAAGAUGAAGAAGAUGAAGCACGUAGGAGAGGCCCAGCUGUGCUCUCCCAGGUCCAACUCAGUGAAGACGAGGAGAGUGAAGAGUUCAGAUCAAUCGGGGGAGACAGCGACAUGGACUCUGACAACUAGUUAACUUUUUUUUUAAUGCGCAUUAUCACAGAAAGAUUGUUUUAAAAUCAAGAAAGAGAGAUUUCUCGGGUGAACAUAUUGUACAUUUUUGUUUAUAGCUUCCUUGUGUUUUCUUAUCCCUGCACCUCUGGGGUCAAAUUCUCAGUAGCUUUUUUAUAUGUAAGAUGACAGUUGUCUACAAUGAUGUACCUUGAUCUUGAAGUGUGUGUCCCAUUGUUAUCUGCUGUUUAAAGUCAUUUAAUAUCCUGUGCUCAAUAAAGACUCAGCAGCUCUGUUAUAUCUGCCCAGUGCUAACAUGAAAAAUAGAAUAAACUCAAUGA
This is a messenger RNA of Paralichthys olivaceus (Japanese flounder), 6598 nucleotides long. NCBI's taxonomy places the organism in Eukaryota, Metazoa, Chordata, Actinopteri, Pleuronectiformes, Paralichthyidae. The record is from RefSeq and is a predicted model, not a curated record.